Molecule: messenger RNA, 540 nt
Organism: Penicillium verrucosum
Lineage: Eukaryota; Fungi; Ascomycota; Eurotiomycetes; Eurotiales; Aspergillaceae
Product: Septin
Exons: 5
Coding region: 1-540 (179 amino acids)
Biological process (GO): cytoskeleton-dependent cytokinesis
Cellular component (GO): microtubule cytoskeleton; cytosol; septin complex
Molecular function (GO): molecular adaptor activity; GTP binding; GTPase activity
Source: RefSeq, a predicted model, not a curated record
AUGUCGUCAGCCCUCAACGCGAUUCGUCGCAAGAAGAAUGUCAAGAAGGGUAUCCAAUUCUGUUUGAUGGUGUGCGGCGCCAGUGGAACAGGCCGCACAACUUUUGUCAACACUCUCUGCGGAAAGCAGGUUCUAGAGGGCAAGGAUGCCGAUGAUGCUGCCAAUGCCCACCUUGAGGAGGGUGUCCGCAUCAAGCCCGUGACUGUCGAGCUCGAGUUGGACGAGGAAGGAACCCGCAUUUCCCUGACCAUCGUCGAUACCCCCGGAUUUGGUGACCAGAUUGACAACGAGGCCAGCUUCGGCGAGAUUGUCGGUUACCUUGAGCGCCAAUACGAUGAUAUUCUUGCAGAGGAAUCGCGAAUUAAGCGUAACCCUCGAUUCAGGGAUAACCGAGUGCACGUCCUGCUCUACUUUAUCACACCCACCGGCCACGGUCUCCGUGAACUCGAUAUCGAAUUGAUGAAGCGACUCUCUCCCCGUGUUAAUGUCAUUCCUGUCAUUGGAAAGGCCGAUUCACUCACCCCCCGCCGAAUUGGCUGA